Molecule: messenger RNA, 1788 nt
Organism: Closterium sp. Naga37s-1
Lineage: Eukaryota; Viridiplantae; Streptophyta; Zygnematophyceae; Desmidiales; Closteriaceae
Source: the annotation of a GenBank genome assembly
AUGCGGUGGUGUCCGGUCCUGGCUGGUUUGAUACGCGACCUGUUGCAGCUGGGAUUGGGGCGGUUCAGCAUGGUGCUGCAUUUCCCCGGUGGUCUCUUCCCUCCUCCUCAGCUUCAUCAGCCUCCGCUCUUCGAGUUAAGGCGCGGCGCGCUUCCCUCUGGAAGCCAUUCUCCGGUCCGCCUCCCCUUCCUGUCGCUCCUCCUCGUCCGCCGCCUCGUCCGCCCCGCGAUGCCCGUGUCGAUUGGCGACGAGUAUUACUCGUACUCGCCGCGGCCCUUUGCCUUGGCGUCGGCUGCAGUUGCCCCUCCUGCCUUAUCGUCCCCGGCACCUGCGCCUGUGGAGAUGUCUCCUCUUCCUGCACCGUCAUCCGUGACUCAGGCUGGCCUCGUCCUCGCGCCUGCUGCCCUGCCUGCUCCCGCCGUGGCAUCGUUGUCGGCGCCUGGUGUGGCGCCUUGUCAUGCACCGGGCUCGUCCCCUGCUCCCGCGCUCGCCCCGGCGUCUGAUCCUGCCCUUGUCCCUGGGCCUGUUGCGGCGUCUGAUCCUGUGCGUUCUCCUGCGCCUGCGCCGGUGGUUCCACCUGCCCCCGUGGGGGCGUCGGCGCCCGUGCUUGGGGUUGCGGCGGCGUCUGCUGCUGUUGGAGGCGCCUCCUCGCCGCCACUGGUCGCGCCUGCCGUGUCGCCUUCUGCUGCUGCUGGUGCGGACCCGACGUACCAGCCACCUCCAGCCACCAGCGCCGGCCUGAGCUCGGCGGAGGUUCAGUCGGCUCGCGCGUCACCUCCGGAUGCUCCUGCCCCUCCGCCUGCGGCGGCGACAGUGCCGCCUCCGACCGUACAGGCGGGUCCUGCUCCCGCACCCCUUGCUCCUGGUCCUCCUGCCCAACGUCCUGCGUCCCCGGGCCGUCGGCAGCAUCGGCCCCAAUCCCCUGCACCGCGUGACGAGCGAGAGACGUCACGGCGGCGUCAUGAUUCACCCCGCCGCCGUGGUUCCCAGGCGAACCGGGCUGCACUACGUGGCGGCCGAGGGGGCUGGUGGGGAGGGCGUGGUCACGGUGGUGGGUGGGUGUACGAUCAGCCGGUGACAAUGGCCGACUUGCAGCGGGUUGUGUCUGACGCGAUGCGCGAGGAGCGGAACGGGCGGGCGAGCCUGAGCAGUUCGCCGCGCCAUGCUCCUGCGUCGGUGUCUCAUCCUCCGCCUGCGCCCUAUGCGCCCGCUCCUCCUCCUCCUUCAACUGCUGCUCCUCCUCCUCGUGCUCACGCCCCGUCAGCUGCUGCUCAUGGGAAGGUUCCUCCUAUGGCGGGUGUGGAGUUUGUGACUGCGGGCGGGGGACCAGUGACGCCGCAGUAUCCGUCCCUGCUGCCUGUUGCUCCUGAUCCUCCGGCAGCUGAUUUUUCGGUCCAGACGCUGGUAGGGCCUUCUCCUUCAGUGGAUGUGCCCGAGGCGACACUCGGGCAGCUCUGGCGCCUCUCUGAGGGUCUGCGGGCUGUUCACCUGAUCCAGGUGUAUUGCCACGCGGCUCUUUCUCGUGGCGUGCCUCUGGUAGGCGGCCCUCUGGACGAGUGCUCGGAUGCCGCUGACCGCCUUGCCGAGCUCCUUGCGCCCGUGUUGGCUGCGCCCGCGCGGGGAGGAGUUGUGGGCGUUGGACAGCUUGGGACUGCGCUCCGUGGGCUGCGCCGGGCGAUGCACGCAGCGACUGCAGUCGACCUGAUCGGCGCAACCACUGUGGUGGUGCGCGAGCUUCAUCGCUCGUUGACUGGGCUCCUUGCUGUUCUUGACGCGGAUCAGAUGUAG